Messenger RNA from Sitophilus oryzae (rice weevil), 1390 nucleotides. RefSeq names its product enoyl-[acyl-carrier-protein] reductase, mitochondrial. The transcript has 2 exons. NCBI's taxonomy places the organism in Eukaryota, Metazoa, Arthropoda, Insecta, Coleoptera, Curculionidae. Gene Ontology annotation, biological process: fatty acid metabolic process. The record is from RefSeq and is a predicted model, not a curated record. Gene Ontology annotation, molecular function: trans-2-enoyl-CoA reductase (NADPH) activity. The coding region runs from base 136 to 1233 and encodes 365 amino acids. Gene Ontology annotation, cellular component: mitochondrion.
ACCAUAGAUAAAAGAAAAUAAUCUUCUAUUUGUAUAACCUAAUAUUUUGUUGUCAUUUUUUUAAACAUAGAUUUUAACAGAAAAUUAAAAGUUUAAAUUUUGAAUUUGAAUGUUUGUUUAUGGUACAUUUUAAAAAUGUCUGUGCUAUAUAAUAAUACAUUAUUGGGAAGGACAUGUUUAAACGUUUAUCGAAAGGCAGGAGCAUAUCAAAUUCGGUUUAAAAACACAGGGGCAAAAUUACUUUAUAACGAUUAUGGAGAUCCAAUUAAAGUUAUUAAUAAGGAGACUGUCGAACUGAAAAAACCAAGUCGAAAUGAAAUAUUAGUGAAAAUGAUUGCAGCACCAGUAAAUCCAGCUGACAUAAAUACAAUUCAAGGAAAAUAUCCUUCCAAACCAUCAUUACCAGCAAUUCCUGGCAAUGAAGGUGUAGGUCAGAUAAUAGAGUUAGGUCCAGAUGUAACAGAUUUUACCGAAGGCGAUCACGUUGUGCCUAUAGCAUCUAAUUUAGGUACAUGGCAGACGCAUUUACUUGUUACAAAAGAUCAAGUUUUUAAAGUUCCAAAAAAGUUAGGUAUAGUAGAAGCAGCUACUCUUACAGUUAAUCCAUGCACUGCAUUUAGAAUGCUCAGAGACUUUGCAGCUUUAAAACCUGGAGAUACAAUUAUUCAAAAUGGAGCUAAUUCAGCUUGCGGGCAAAAUGUUAUUCAAAUAUGCAGAACAUGGGGAAUUCGAACAGUUAAUGUUGUUAGGGAUAGACCAAAUAUAGAUGAAUUAAAGAAUUACCUCAUAAGUUUAGGAGCUAAUUUUGUUCUAACAGAAGAGGAACUAAGGACCACAGACAUUUUUAAAAAAGGGGAAAUAGAUAAACCAAGAUUGGCAUUAAAUUGUGUCGGAGGUAAAAAUGCCUUAGAGUGUCUCAGAUAUCUUCAGAAUGGUAGUCCUAUGGUUACUUAUGGUGGAAUGUCAAGAGAACCUUUAAGUAUCCCUACUUCUGCCUUAAUUUUUAAAGAUUUGCAAUUUAGAGGGUUUUGGAUGACUAGGUGGUCAAAAGAAAACGCUUCUAGUAUAGAAAGGUUUGAAAUGUUAGCAGAAUUGAUUACUAUGAUGACCAAUAAUGAUUUACAAGGGCCAGCUUAUGAAUUUGUUGAUUUCAAUAAUUAUAAGGAAGCCUUAUUAAAUACUCUAACUAUUAAAGGCAUGAUUGGAAAGAAGUAUAUUUUAAAAUUUGAUUAAGAAAUAAAUGUAAACUCUUGUUACGAUUUGUUAAAAGCAAUUUUGAUUGCAAAAGUUAUGUCAUGUGUUAGAUUAUAUGUUACAGUUAGGGUAUGUUAAAAGAAAUAUAACUUAAGAUUUUAAUAAGGAAUAAAAAUAAAACUCUUGUUAUGAUUUA